Tilletiaria anomala UBC 951 is the source of this 1615-nucleotide messenger RNA. RefSeq lists its product as uncharacterized. The record is from RefSeq and is a predicted model, not a curated record. The transcript has 4 exons. The coding region runs from base 111 to 1496 and encodes 461 amino acids. NCBI's taxonomy places the organism in Eukaryota, Fungi, Basidiomycota, Exobasidiomycetes, Georgefischeriales, Tilletiariaceae.
GGCCAAAUGUAUAUAUACACCAAGGCUGCUUGCAAAAUCGUAUGAAUGGCCCAGCGUACCCACACAUCAGUUCCUCCCCCCUCAACUGCGCUUCGUUCGAAUUGGCCAAUAUGCUGAACAUAUUGGGCGCGCAAUUGCGCAAGGUCCGCAUCGUCACCGGCGACGAUGCAAAGUCAUCUGCUGCGGCUGUUGCGGCCUCUUCCGUGGAUGAAGGCGCAGCAACCGUUCAGCUAGUGGCAGAAGGCUCGAAAAGCAACUUGCCAGUCAUGCGGGACGAAGCCAAGGCGGUACUUCAGAAGCUCGGGGUACCGCUGAUUGACUGCCAUGCCUGCCCCAACCCAUGCACCGAGAAUGAAGAACAUUCGUCGUUGCACGCCGUCGACCCGUCUUUCCUCCGUACCUGGUCCAAGCAAGAAGUGGACUUUGAAUCAGAGCUGCUUGGCACGACAUCUCCAUUCUUGCGACACGUGCUCGUUUCUACUGGCCAACGGGACUGGCCGAAACACAUCGCUGAGGUUAGCGGAAGUUUGGCGCAGCUGCUUUCCAAUUUGGCAGCUGGAGAGACCGAGACGACGGACGAUGCGGAGGAGUCAGUUCCCCCAAAGGGGUGUUGGGGGACCGCGCCGGCAGCAGCAGCAAGGCAAGGUCUUGGAAAACGGCCGACAAAAAUCACGGUCAGCAACUCAUCGCAUCAUAGCCAGUCGGACGAGCUCCACCUUGAGAGCUUGUUCGUUUUUCCCGACUGGCUUUGCAUUUCGAAUGUCCCUUCCUUGCGGGAUGCGCCGGAACAAGAAGCCAUCAAGAGAAGCGAGACGGUGAAAACUACCUACCGACGUUGGCUCAGCCCCACUGAGCCCAGGGAUGAUUUGCCAGAACCCGCAGCCAGGACGAUGUGCUCUGUCUUGCCUUAUUCGGCCGUCAUUUUGUUAUGCUCCCACAAGAAGCGCGACGUGCGAUGCCACAUCGCUGCGCCAGUGCUGGCGGAAGCGUUCAAGAGCCUCGCUGAACAAGACGGCUGGCACGUGGAUGAGAGGGGCGAUGACUGCCUCCUGACCCGUCCGCCGCCCCAGCAGGACGGCACAUGGUCCGGCCAUGUACAGCAACAAAAACGUGACAAGGACGGUCUCCAGGCAGAAAGAGGGUUUGGCUUUGUCGAGCCGGGUGUAUCAAUAGAAGAGCAGGAGAGGCAGGUUACCGCAUGGAGAAAGCGCGCAGCCAGCCCGAGCGACGAGAAGCAUCUCGGCAUCUUCUAUUGCAGUCACAUCGGCGGUCAUCGGUAUGCUGGGAACGUGAUCAUUUACUUUCCCAACGGUGCAGGGGUAUGGUACGGCCGCGUCUCACCCGACCCUGCCAAGGGUGACGUGGCCAAGGUCUGGCGCGAGACGGUAGUGGGUGGCAAGGUUAUUCAAGAAUUCCUGCGCGCGGGCAUCAACCUCGUGCGCUCUACGCCGUCAAAAGCAGGGCAGCAGCACUUUCGACCUAUCAAUGACUGGUAGACGAUUGAUCACAGGCAUCACAUGGAGCUUGCAUAAUUAUAGAGGUAUCACAUUCUGCAUGAGAUUCAACAUGUUGCAUUUUUGCAUUUUUACUUCAAUGUCUAUACCUCUAGUUGAUU